This is a messenger RNA of Hevea brasiliensis (rubber tree), 3516 nucleotides long. Its product is annotated as coatomer subunit beta'-2. Bases 242 to 2986 code for a protein of 914 amino acids. Gene Ontology annotation, molecular function: protein binding; structural molecule activity. Lineage: Eukaryota; Viridiplantae; Streptophyta; Magnoliopsida; Malpighiales; Euphorbiaceae. Gene Ontology annotation, cellular component: COPI vesicle coat. Gene Ontology annotation, biological process: intra-Golgi vesicle-mediated transport; retrograde vesicle-mediated transport, Golgi to endoplasmic reticulum; endoplasmic reticulum to Golgi vesicle-mediated transport. The transcript is spliced from 25 exons. The record is from RefSeq and is a predicted model, not a curated record.
GCAGGCAUCGAUCUUAUUGUAUGACAGCAUCCACUACAUUCCUACCCAGGCAGUGGCACUUCCGUAAUUCUGUCCCUUAAUUACAAAGCAUUUCUCUCUCGCUUUCUCUCGCACAUUAACAAGAGGUCUUGCGAAUACAAAGCCAAAGACCCUCCUCUGAUCUUCCUUCCCUCGCUCUGUCUCUCUCUCUCCCUCUAUCAUUCUUUAACACCGGGAUCUCUAGCUCUUACGAUUUGCAAAAAUGCCUCUCAGACUUGAAAUAAAGAGGAAACUUGCUCAAAGAUCAGAAAGAGUAAAAUCUGUGGAUCUACAUCCUACUGAACCAUGGAUUCUAGUGAGUUUGUAUUCAGGGACUGUUUGUAUUUGGAACUACCAGUCACAGACCAUGGCAAAAUCUUUUGAGGUCACUGAGUUACCAGUUAGGUCAGCAAAGUUUAUUGCACGAAAGCAAUGGGUUGUUGCUGGAGCUGAUGACAUGUUUAUUCGCGUAUACAACUACAAUACAAUGGAUAAGAUUAAAGUGUUUGAGGCGCAUACAGAUUACAUCAGAUGUGUGGCUGUCCAUCCUACCCUUCCAUAUGUGCUGUCAUCAUCUGAUGAUAUGCUCAUAAAGCUUUGGGAUUGGGAGAAAGGUUGGGUAUGCACUCAGAUAUUUGAGGGACAUUCCCAUUAUGUGAUGCAAGUGACAUUUAAUCCAAAAGAUACAAAUACUUUUGCGAGUGCAUCCCUUGAUCACACCAUAAAGAUUUGGAAUCUUGGCUCACCCGACCCAAAUUUUACACUGGAUGCCCAUCAGAAAGGAGUAAAUUGUGUUGAUUACUUUACUGGUGGUGAUAAACCUUAUCUAAUCUCAGGUUCUGAUGAUCACACUGCUAAGGUGUGGGAUUAUCAGACCAAAAGUUGUGUCCAGACACUAGAAGGCCACACUCACAAUGUUUCUGCAGUAUGUUUUCAUCCCGAACUUCCUAUAAUAAUAACAGGUUCUGAGGAUGGGACAGUUCGCAUAUGGCAUUCAACAACUUACAGGCUUGAGAACACAUUGAAUUAUGGUCUUGAAAGAGUCUGGGCCAUUGGAUACAUGAGAGGCUCACGCCGUGUUGUGAUUGGUUACGAUGAAGGAACCAUUAUGGUCAAAAUUGGCCGAGAAGAACCCGUAGCUAGUAUGGAUAACAGUGGGAAGAUUAUAUGGGCCAAGCAUAAUGAAAUUCAAACUGUUAACAUUAAGAGCGUGGGAGCAGAUUUUGAGGUUACUGAUGGAGAAAGAUUGCCUUUGGCUGUCAAGGAGUUGGGAACAUGUGAUCUUUAUCCACAAAGUUUAAAGCACAAUCCCAAUGGGAGAUUUGUUGUUGUCUGUGGAGAUGGUGAGUACAUCAUAUAUACAGCUUUAGCCUGGAGAAACAGAUCAUUUGGUUCAGCAUUGGAAUUUGUUUGGUCGUCGGAUGGUGAAUAUGCUGUUAGAGAAAGUACCUCAAAGAUCAAAAUUUUCAGUAAAAAUUUCCAGGAAAAGAGGAGUGUCCGACCAACAUUUUCUGCUGAGCAUAUUUAUGGAGGGACUUUGUUGGCAAUGUGUGCAAAUGACUUCAUUUGUUUUUAUGAUUGGGCUGAAUGCAGGUUGAUUAGGCGAAUUGAUGUUACUGUCAAAAAUCUUUAUUGGGCUGAUAGUGGUGAUUUGGUGGCAAUUGCUAGUGAUACGUCAUUCUACAUCCUCAAAUACAACCGCGACCUAGUUUCAUCUUAUUUAGAUAGUGGAAGACCUGUUGAUGAACAAGGUGUUGAGGAUGCCUUUGAGCUUCUCCAUGAAACCAAUGAACGUGUCAGGACUGGCUUAUGGGUUGGGGAUUGCUUUAUAUACAACAACUCUUCCUGGAGACUUAACUAUUGUGUUGGAGGAGAGGUAACCACCAUGUAUCAUUUGGACCGCCCAAUGUACUUGUUGGGAUAUCUUGCUAAUCAGAGUCGGGUGUAUCUAAUAGACAAAGAAUUCAAUGUUAUGGGGUACACUCUACUUCUUAGCUUAAUUGAGUACAAGACUCUAGUGAUGCGUGGGGACCUGGAUAGAGCCAAUGAAAUUUUACCUUUAAUUCCUAAAGAGCAUCAUAAUAGUGUGGCUCGUUUCUUGGAAUCACGAGGUAUGAUAGAGGAUGCUUUGGAGGUAGCUACAGAUCCUGAUUACAAAUUUGAGCUAGCUAUACAGCUUGGCAGAUUGGAGAUUGCAAAGGAAAUUGCCACUGAAGUGCAGAGUGAGUCAAAGUGGAAGCAGUUGGGAGAAUUAGCUAUGUCUACUGGAAAGUUAGAAAUGGCUGAGGAAUGUAUGAAGCGCGCAACAGACUUGAGUGGUUUGUUGCUUUUAUAUUCUUCUUUAGGAGAUGCUGAAGGGAUGUCAAAACUUGCAUCGCUUGCAAAAGAGCAAGGGAAGAACAAUGUUGCAUUCCUUUGUUUGUUUAUGUUGGGCAAAUUGGAAGAUUGCCUCCAGCUUUUGGUGGAAAGUAAUCGAAUACCUGAGGCCGCUUUGAUGGCACGAUCCUAUCUUCCAAGCAAGGUUUCAGAGAUUGUAGCAAUUUGGAGAAAAGAUCUCAACAAGGUUAACCCAAAAGCUGCAGAAUCUUUGGCUGAUCCUGAUGAGUAUCCAAAUAUGUUUGAUGAUUGGCAAGUGGCUCUAGCUGUUGAAUCUAAAGUUACAGAGACAAGGGGUGUAUAUCCUCCUGCAGAGGAGUACAUCGGCCAUGCUGAUAAAUCUCAAAUGACCCUUGUUGAGGCUUUCAGAAAAUUGCAAGUAGAAGAACCUCUUGAAAAUGGAGACUAUGAUCAUGAGGCUGCAGAACAAAAUGGAGAUGAGCAGAUAAAUGAGGAACAUAAUGGAGAAGAAGGGAGCCAAGAGGAGGCUGUUGUGGUGGAUGCUGAUUCUACAGAUGGUGCAGUUCUUGUCAACGGAAACGAGGCUGAGGAAGAGUGGGGUAUGAAUAAUGAAGGAACCCCGUCAGCCUAAAAGCAGUUGGUUGGGGCACUGUGAAAAUCCAAAUUUUGUCUCUGUGCUUACACCACAUCACUAGGUCCACUUCAAGACAAUUGGCUCCCGCUGUAUUAGUCCCUUACUCAAAAGUGAGAAAAGCUUCCUUAGAUAGGGUGGCUAGGUUUGGGUAGUGACGAGCACAAUUUGAAUUGAGCAUCAGUGAAUGCAACCACUCUGUAUUUGUUGGAAAAUACUGGAGAAAUUCAACAGGAAGUGUGACAUUCCCGGACGUUGGACAUUGUGACCGUCAUAUAUAAUUGAAAUUUUGUAUACCAUUAGGUGUGACUUUUGAUGAUUAUGCCAUAAGCCCCAUUUGUACCUGAGGUGUUUAUUUUAUUUUAUUUUAUUGUACAAUUAGCCAUAAACCUCCACAUACUUGGGUGCACACAAAAAAUAGGGUUGUCAUUUAUUUUUUUAUUGAGCAUUUUAAAUAUGGAUGGAAUUUAUUACUUUAUUUUCGCUUGAUGUUCAUUAUAUGGUGAAAUAUUGUAGAAUUUGAUUGAAAA